AUUGCGGGUAAGAACUAUGAUUGUGAAGGGUUGGGACUACAAAAACCUCCUGACAGCCUCCCGGACUCUACAGAGAUUCUGGAUUUCAGCUUUAACUCUAUGUUUGCCAUCUACCAUUUCACCUUUAGCCGACUGGAAAAACUGGAGUAUUUGGAUUUAGCAAGAAGCGGUAUUGCUUGGAUAUAUGAUGAUGCCUUCAGUAACAAUACAAGGCUAAAUACAGUUAUACUCACUGGAAACGGUAUAUUGUACAUAGCUGAAAGAGCAUUCUUAGGUGCAACAUCACUUCAACACCUCUACUUACAGAAAACAUUUAUAUCGGACUUGUGGCUUAUACCAAUGAAAAGUUUGUCUAAUCUGGAAACUUUGCAUUUGGGGAGCAAUUUUAUCACCUCUAUACAACUUCCUGAUGACACCCCUGUGACCAAAUUGAAGAUUUUAAACUUUGAGUUAAAUCAUAUCAGUAGAAUAUCAGUGGAGGACUCAGACAUUUUCAAGCACAUCAACAAUUUGACCCUCAUUUUAAAGGGAAAUAAUAUUGAGCACAUUGAACCAAACUCUUUCAAUUCAAGUAACUUACAUUGCUUGGAUUUGACUGCCUCAGCCUGGAACGUCGAUUUGUCUUCUGUUUUAAAAGGAUUAAAUGGCUUAAGAGCUGACAGUCUAAAAAUUGGUACCUUUAAUGACAUAGAUGUUGACAAGGAUGUAUCCCCAUUGGAUAUGAAUUUUCUUUGUGAUUUAUCAAUGAAGGAGCUCAGUCUUCAAUAUCGAACUUUUUCUGAUGAACAUAACACAUUUCCAUGUUUGGCCAAGACUGAAAAACUGGAUCUCACCUUUACAGAUUUACAUAGCUUUCCAGGGCUUGGCAAAGACAACACAUUAAAGGAACUGCUAUUAAACCUUAACAAGUUUUCCUCGCUUUGCGGUAUAAGUUCAGAAACAUACCCACUGAUCACUCACCUUCAUAUAGCUAGAAACAGGCAGACAUUAGAUUUGGGAGAUGGUUGCUUAAAAAGUCUAACCAGCCUUGUGUAUUUGGACCUGAGUCAGAAUAUUUUUAUGCAUCAAUCAUGUUGUAGCACUCACUUCAGGGGACUAGACAGCCUCAAAUUUUUGAAUAUGAGUUAUGGAAACCAAUUUACAUUACAAAGCCCAGCCUUACCAGAAACCAACAGGAUAGAGGUUCUAGACUUCUCAUAUAGUUAUUUAUCGAUUGAUAAAGCCUUCAGUCCUUUUAGUAAUUUAGUGGAUUUAAAAGUCCUCAACUUGUCUAACAGUUAUAUAGAUGCUAGCAACAGACAACUGUUUAAAGGUCUUCAGAACCUUGUUUUCCUAAACAUGGAGAAAAGUAUGUUCCAAAAUGGUGUUCUAGCAGAUAACAACUUGUUCGCCAACACUUUAAAACUUGAAACUCUCAUAUUAGCUAAAUGCAAGCUAAGGGAAAUUGAGGGUCAGGCAUUCAAAAAACUGAAGCAACUCAAUCACAUUGACCUAAGUGACAAUAAUCUGACUGUCUUUAGUACAAACCUGUUUGUGAAUUUGACAUUUAUGUCCCUCAAUUAUGCUUUUAACUUGAUCACAACCAUACCUAUUGAUUUCUUGAAAAAUAUUUCAGAUCAAAACACCAUCAAUUUAAGUCACAACCCCAUUGAUUGUUCAUGCUCUAACAUUGACUUUUUAUACUGGUAUAAGAAACACAUCAACUUGUUUCUGGACAAGGAAAACACAGUGUGUGGUUCUCCACCUUCAUUAGUGGGCACAGAGUUGUAUAAAGUGUCUAUUUCUUGUGGAACUUUUUUGUUGAAGGUCAUAUUGUGCAUAAUUUUUGCAGUGAUAACCAUUAUCUUAAUUAUAUGCUUUAUAAGAUUAUACAAGAAAAGAUUUUAUUUAUCCAUAUAG
Molecule: messenger RNA, 1899 nt
Organism: Staurois parvus
Lineage: Eukaryota; Metazoa; Chordata; Amphibia; Anura; Ranidae
Source: the annotation of a GenBank genome assembly